AUGGAUCCCCUAUAUGGCAGACAGGCAUCCAAAACCCAGGAGGAGACAGAGCUCCUCGAAGAGGACAUUCCAGACAGUGUGAGGUCACACCGGCUACAGACAAACGCGAAACACCAGGUGAAACACAACUAUGAGAUGGAUUCCUCGGACGAGGAGAACGAGGCUGAAAACGGCGACGAUGCCGCCAGCAAUGAGAUUCCGAAACUUAUGGACAUGGGAGAGUUCGAGGGCUUGGAUGAGGUCGAGGCUGGAGCUGCAUCAGAUACUGAAGAAAACAAGGCAGAUGUGGAUAUGGAGUAUUACAACAACCCGGAAGAGUUCCACGGACACCAGAAACCUAGAAUGGAGCCUAAAAUGGAUGCCUUUAACCUCCGCGAGGAGCAGGAGUCUGGUACCUUUGAUAUCGACGGAAACUACAUCAAAAAGACAAAGGAGGAGCUUGAGGAGGACAAGGAGCACCAGGACGCUUGGCUUAACGAUGUCGGCGCAAGCGAGAUCAAGCGAGCCCGCGAGGCUCACGAGUUGAGAGAGGAACAAGAGAAGGCAAGGCGGCGGGAAAAGGCUGCGCUACAACAGGAAACACCGAUUGAAAGCUCGCUUUUCCCGUUGAUAGAGGUGCUACAGCCAGCCGAAACCUCCAUGGAAGCACUCCAACGGUUAAACGCCAAGCUGAUGCAGAUCAAAAAGCAGUUUAAGCGGCGCAAGGGCGCUAGGAUACAGCAGAUGGAGGAGACGUACCCUGAGCUAAAGUCAACCCGCGAGCACAUCGAGUCGAUUACGAGUUUGUGUGAUGUUAUAGCGGAGAAGGGCAUCAACGAUAUCUACGAGCAGGAGAGAGAGGAGCUUAUGCGGUUAUACAAGAAACACAGCGGGAAGGACUUUUCUGUCGCCAGGGGUCAGCAGGCCAACAAGCGAACGGCCGAUGACGCUGGCUUGGACGUUCAGAGCGAGGCAGUGGACAGUGGAACGGUCGAGGCAAACAAAAAGUGGGUGUUCAGGUGGGUUGGCGACUCCGAGAUCCAUGGCCCGUAUUCCAACUAUGAAAUGAACUACUGGAAGCAGACGUACUUUGACAACGGCGUGGAAGUGAGGAACAUUCAGGAAGAGUCCCCUUUUGUGCACGUUCAAUCCGUUAUGGAGUUUACGUAG
Babjeviella inositovora NRRL Y-12698 is the source of this 1149-nucleotide messenger RNA. RefSeq names its product U5 snRNP complex subunit. Lineage: Eukaryota; Fungi; Ascomycota; Pichiomycetes; Serinales. The transcript has a single exon. Bases 1 to 1149 code for a protein of 382 amino acids. The record is from RefSeq and is a predicted model, not a curated record. Gene Ontology annotation, molecular function: protein binding. Gene Ontology annotation, cellular component: U5 snRNP.